GUCCUUUCACUACACCGUCGCUUUGCCGCUGGAUGCACAGUGUUGUGGCGGUAUGCAGUAAGCAGUGCCACGAUCUUGUGCUGUAUUAAUUCAACGUAAGGUCGUAGUUAGUCCUCAUACCUUGGAAGACAUGGAGGCAGAUCUCUAUGAUGAGUUUGGUAAUUACAUCGGUCCAGAGCUGGACUCAGACGAGGAUGAUGACCUGGAGGCCGAGGACAGGGACAUCGACGAGGUAGAUGAAGAUGAUGAAGAUGAGCCAGGAGAAGGAGAUGAAGAUGUCCCUAGCAUGGAGGUGGUCCUGCAUGAGGACAAGAAAUAUUAUCCCACAGCCGAGGAGGUAUAUGGACCGGAAGUGGAGACUAUUGUCCAAGAGGAGGACACACAACCUUUAACAGAGCCCAUUAUUAAGCCUGUUAAAACCAAACAGUUCACACUCAUGGAGCAGGAGUUACCAGCAACUGUCUAUGACAUGGAGUUCUUGGCUGAUCUGAUGGACAAUCCAGAACUGAUCAGGAAUGUCACGCUCUGUGGUCACCUGCAUCAUGGAAAGACAUGCUUUGUGGACUGCUUGAUUGAACAGACUCACCCAGAAAUCCGGAAGAGAGAUGAUGCAGAUCUUCGUUAUACAGACAUCCUCUUCACUGAGCAGGAGAGAGGAGUUGGAAUCAAGAGCACCCCUGUCACAAUGGUACUUCCUGACUCCAGGGAUAAAUCAUACCUGUUCAACAUCAUGGACACACCAGGUCAUGUGAACUUCUCCGAUGAGGUGACCGCAGGGAUCCGCCUCUCAGACGGGAUCGUGCUCUUCAUCGAUGCUGCAGAGGGCGUGAUGUUGAACACGGAGCGUCUGAUAAAACACGCCGUACAGGAGCGCCUGGCCAUCACCAUCUGCAUCAACAAAAUCGACCGUCUGAUCGUGGAGCUCAAGCUCCCCCCCACCGACGCCUACUACAAGCUGCGCCACAUCGUGGACGAGGUCAACGGCAUGCUCAGCACGUACUCCACAGAUGAGAGCCUGGUGGUGUCUCCUCUCCUGGGCAACGUGUGCUUCGCCUCCCCUCAGUACAGCACCUGCUUUACACUCGCCUCCUUCGCCAAGAUCUACUCAGACACGUAUGGUGAUGUCAAUUACACAGAGUUUGCCAAGAGGCUGUGGGGCGACAUUUACUUCAACCCAAAAACGCGGAAGUUCACCAAGAAGGCUCCCACCAGUAACUCGCAGCGCAGCUUUGUGGAGUUUGUGCUGGAGCCGCUCUAUAAGAUCCUGUCUCAGGUGGUGGGGGACUGUGACACAUCACUGCCGCGAGUGCUGGACGAGCUGGGCAUCCACCUGACCAAAGAGGAGCUCAAGCUCAACAUCCGACCGCUGCUCCGGCUCGUCUGCAACCGUUUCUUUGGGGAGUUCACAGGUUUUGUGGACAUGUGUGUGCAGCACAUCCCGUCUCCCCAGACAGGGGCUCGAGCCAAGAUUGAGCACAGCUACACAGGCGGCCUGGACUCCGACCUGGCGGAGGCAAUGACCGAGUGUGACCCAGAUGGCCCUCUCAUGUGCCACACCACCAAGAUGUACAGCACUGAUGACGGGGUCCAGUUCCAUGCCUUUGGACGUGUUCUAAGUGGAACCCUGCAAGCAGGUCAACCCAUCAAGGUUCUUGGGGAGAACUAUACGUUGGAGGAUGAAGAGGACUCGCAGGUCUGCACCGUCGGCCGCCUCUGGAUCUCAGUUGCCAGGUACCAGAUCGAAGUGAACCGUGUCCCAGCAGGAAACUGGAUCCUAAUUGAGGGUUGUGAUCAGCCAAUCGUUAAAACAGCCACCAUCACAGAACCUCGAGGAAAUGAAGAGGCUCAGAUCUUCAGGCCGCUGAAGUUUAACACUGCCUCAGUGAUCAAGAUCGCUGUGGAGCCUGUCAACCCGUCUGAGCUGCCCAAGAUGUUGGACGGUCUCAGGAAAGUCAACAAGAGCUACCCCUCUCUGACCACUAAGGUGGAGGAGUCUGGGGAGCAUGUCAUCUUGGGAACAGGUGAGCUCUACCUGGACUGUGUGAUGCAUGACUUGCGCAAGAUGUACUCCGAAAUUGACAUCAAGGUGGCUGACCCUGUGGUGACCUUCUGUGAGACAGUUGUUGAGACCUCGUCACUGAAGUGUUUUGCCGAAACGCCCAAUAAAAAGAAUAAGAUCACCAUGAUUGCGGAGCCACUGGAGAAGGGCCUGGCAGAGGACAUUGAGAAUGAAGUGGUGCAGAUUACUUGGAACAGAAAGAAGUUGGGAGAGUUUUUCCAGACCAAGUACGACUGGGAUUUGCUGGCCGCUCGUUCCAUCUGGGCCUUCGGGCCUGACACCACUGGCCCCAACAUUCUAGUAGACGACACUCUGCCUUCUGAGGUGGAUAAAGCUUUGCUGGGCUCUGUGAAGGACAGCAUCGUUCAGGGAUUCCAGUGGGGAACGAGAGAGGGACCACUGUGUGAUGAACCCAUCCGUAAUGUGAAGUUUAAGAUCCUGGACGCAGUGAUCGCCCAAGAGCCGCUGCAUAGAGGUGGAGGACAGGUCAUCCCCACCGCCCGACGAGUGGUCUACUCCGCCUUCCUCAUGGCCACACCUCGGUUGAUGGAGCCAUACUACUUUGUGGAGGUUCAAGCCCCAGCUGAUUGUGUGUCGGCAGUGUACACUGUACUCGCAAGGAGAAGAGGGCACGUGACUCAGGAUGCACCUAUCCCCGGCUCUCCCCUGUACACCAUCAAGGCCUUCAUCCCUGCCAUCGACUCCUUCGGCUUUGAGACAGACUUGCGGACACACACUCAGGGGCAGGCAUUUGCGCUGAGCGUGUUUCACCACUGGCAGAUUGUUCCGGGUGAUCCCCUGGAUAAGGGGAUUGUGAUUCGUCCCCUGGAGCCCCAGCCUGCCCCUCACCUGGCCCGGGAGUUCAUGAUCAAAACACGCCGACGCAAGGGCUUGAGCGAGGAUGUGAGUAUCAGCAAGUUCUUCGACGAUCCUAUGUUGUUGGAGCUGGCCAAACAGGACGUGAUGCUCAACUACCCCAUGUGAAGAGAGAGAGAUCGCCCCACUCUUACUUUCCCCUGGAACAACAACCCCUUGACCUUCUCUCGGAAAACACACACACACAAUCAAACACGCUCUUGGUCUUCUUUAUUUUUAUACCAUUUUGUAGAGUGGGUCUAUGUAAUAUAGGCUUGUUUUUUUUAAUUUUAGUCUGAGGUAAUUAAGUUGUGAAAAUGUCCUUGUCUAAAUAAACAUGAUUUUCUUGUUA
This is a messenger RNA of Alosa alosa (allis shad), 3266 nucleotides long. It is a transcript of the gene eftud2, whose product is annotated as elongation factor Tu GTP binding domain containing 2. Gene Ontology annotation, molecular function: U5 snRNA binding; GTP binding; translation elongation factor activity. The record is from RefSeq and is a predicted model, not a curated record. Gene Ontology annotation, cellular component: U4/U6 x U5 tri-snRNP complex; U2-type catalytic step 2 spliceosome; cytosol. Gene Ontology annotation, biological process: mRNA splicing, via spliceosome. NCBI's taxonomy places the organism in Eukaryota, Metazoa, Chordata, Actinopteri, Clupeiformes, Clupeidae. Bases 131 to 3043 code for a protein of 970 amino acids. The transcript is spliced from 28 exons.